Messenger RNA from Euleptes europaea (tarantolino), 441 nucleotides. It is a transcript of the gene ID3, whose product is annotated as inhibitor of DNA binding 3. Gene Ontology annotation, molecular function: transcription regulator activity; protein dimerization activity. Gene Ontology annotation, biological process: circadian regulation of gene expression; negative regulation of transcription by RNA polymerase II; cell differentiation. Bases 1 to 381 code for a protein of 126 amino acids. The record is from RefSeq and is a predicted model, not a curated record. Lineage: Eukaryota; Metazoa; Chordata; Lepidosauria; Squamata; Sphaerodactylidae. The transcript is spliced from 3 exons. Gene Ontology annotation, cellular component: cytoplasm; nucleus.
AUGAAAGCCAUCAGCCCGGUGCGGUCGGUCAGGAGCUGCUACGAGGCCGUGUGCUGCCUCUCCGACCAGAGCCUGGCCAUCGCCCGGGGGAGCAGCGACAAGAGCCCGGCCCUGGAGGAGCCCAUGAGCCUCCUGUACGACAUGAACGACUGCUACUCCAAGCUGCGCGAGCUGGUGCCCGGCAUCCCGCAGGGCAGCAAGGUCAGCCAGGUGGAGAUCCUCCAGCACGUCAUCGACUACAUCUUCGACCUCCAGAUCGUCUUGGAGGAGCAGGCGAAGAAAGGGCAGGAUCCGUCCGCCGAGGCUUCGCUGCUCUCCUUAAAAGCGGCAGAGCUGGCCUCAGAACUCUGCUCAAAAGAUGAGCGAAACCUGUGCCACUAACGCCUCAACAGACUGCAGGUGUGGGAUCCUGACACUUGGUUCUCUCCAAUGAGAGAGGGA